Naegleria lovaniensis is the source of this 507-nucleotide messenger RNA. RefSeq lists its product as uncharacterized. The transcript has a single exon. The annotation marks the transcript as partial. Lineage: Eukaryota; Heterolobosea; Eutetramitea; Acrasida; Naegleriidae. The record is from RefSeq and is a predicted model, not a curated record.
AUGUCAAAAGUCAUUUGUCGUUUAGAAGGAGAGAGCUCAUCUCUCAGCUCAUCAAACAUUGAAAAACUUCUUCUAAUACUUGAAGAAAAUACAUCUUUUGAUAGUCUUGUGAAAGAUAUCAAAAACAAAGCCAAGAAUUUAAACUUUACAGACAAUGUGUGCAACGAUUUCCGAAUCAAGUAUUUCGACGAAACUGCUGAAGAAGAAGUUUGUAUUUCCUCUGAUCAAGACGUUAGGGUGUUUUUGGAUCAAAUUAAAAAACCCAAACACAAAGAAAGAAACAAGGUACUCUCAUUCAAAAUUCUUUCCCCAUCCAACAACAGCAAAAGGGCAUCAAGCAAUCAUGCGUCUGAAGGUGUUAUUACUGCAGCGAACAGGACCGGUACAAAGGACUCCAAUUUUCCUCGCUCUUCCUUCGGUAUCCAAACAAUACAGCCACCACAGGACAACCAUGAUAGCGUUCCAACUUCUCGAAAAGACCUCAACAGUUCAAGACCUGGUGAUAAA